Messenger RNA from Topomyia yanbarensis, 3334 nucleotides. It is a transcript of the gene fj, whose product is annotated as extracellular serine/threonine protein kinase four-jointed. The transcript is spliced from 2 exons. Gene Ontology annotation, biological process: cell-cell signaling. The record is from RefSeq and is a predicted model, not a curated record. Lineage: Eukaryota; Metazoa; Arthropoda; Insecta; Diptera; Culicidae. Bases 665 to 2389 code for a protein of 574 amino acids.
GAGUACUUGAGCUGAGGGAAAAACUCCCGUUGUAAAAAACGAAGCUGUUGUGAACCAUAAUUGCGAUAGUAAUAACCACAAAAUUGUGAUAAUCUAUAUAUGAUCUUGGGGGCAAAGAGUGAUCGUGAACGAGAAGAGUAUAGUAUAGGUGUAGAAAGAGAGAAAAAAAAAGCUACGGAACGCAAAAGUGAAAUAAAAAAGAAUCUCUAAUAAUGUGUAAUUUUUCAAAACAUAUCAUAAUAACACUCGGUACAAAAGUUCGCGACGGACCAGCCAGAAGUAGUAACAGCGGAAUAGUCGCCGAGCCAACGGAUGUCUACCAGCUAGCAGCAGCAACAUCUUGUAGCAGCCGUCCUAUCCGCGUCAACAAGUGUGUAACAAGCGAAGAGAUUUAAUAGGAUUGUAAAAAGUUUAUCACUCGAAUAAAUCAAUUAUAAAUCGAGACAGCAGCAUCAGAGCUCUAGCAUCUCAACGGGCUAUAGGAGGAGCGGCCCCAUCUCAGGGCCAUCGAGGGCAAGAGACACAAGGUAGAUAGAUAGACAAGCACACAGAGGUAGAGAGAGAGACAGACUUGUGUGUGUGUGUGUGCGCAGAGACACGGCAGAACACGAACCCCAGGUUUACUGGAGAACAUCGUCCGAGAAGAAGCGGGAGGGCGCGCAAAAUGUUUGACGUUCGUACCGUGGAAGCCGGUGGAAGUUGUGAUCAAGAUCGUGAUAGUGAUACAAUGUCAAUCACAGCGAGACGACGACGUGCAUUUCAACGGCAGGCCUGUUUACUGAGCGUUAUGGCUGCGUUUUCCCUGGGGCUGGCACUUGGCGUGUUUGUGCCACUAAUUGGUAUGUCACAGGCGGUGACGAAUGCGAAAGGAUCUGCCGGUGCCAGCAGUAGCGGUAGCAGCGCCACCGAGAGCGAAGAAACCGGACCCAGUCCGAUGGGAAGGUAUGAACACCUGCCACACAAACUGCCCCACUUUCCGACGAUAGAUGAUCUGCGGGGGAAGGACUCGUACAAUUCGGUGUCCUUCAUAGCCGAGGAAAAACUAAAGGCUGAGGAUGUCUUCCGGCAUGCCUUCCACAUUGACCAACGAGACGAUAAGGACACCAUGGUGAUCAAGAAAUUCGAUCCCGAAGAUCGCUACAUCAAAGAGUACACGGUUCGACGAACUCCGGAUGGCCUUUUCCACAAAGGUCCCGAGAAGAAACUUUCGCAGCCAUCGAUUAUCGAGCAGGUUCUGAGCUCCGGUAAACCGGAGAAAGAAAGUCAGGAUGAACUGAUCGUACAAAUUGUCAACCAUCAGUACGAUCAAGACGAUCAGGAAGACACGGAUGGUGUGAUCCUGAAUGAUAUAUUCUGGGGUUCUACGGUUGAGCAAGCCCUUCCCAAAGGGUUCGACAAACGCCAGAGUGACUCGUGGAUCCGGUAUCUGCAAAACGCCGAAGUUGAUCACCUAGAAGUAGGCUGUGGAAGAAUGCAAAACCGAAUGGUCGUGUUUCGGGACGGGACCCGAGCCUGUGCCCGGUAUCGACAAAACACCGACCAGAUCCAGGGUGAACUGUUCAGUUUCUAUCUCGGUCAGCUGUUGAACAUUACAAACCUCGCACCGAGUGCGGCAUCAAUCAUCGACAUGGGAACCAAACUGUGGUCAUCGGUCACCGACGACAUCUCAAAUUCCCAAUGGAAAUCCACCAAACCGGUUGUGAUCACCAAAUGGAUCGGAAAUCUGGAACCAGCGGGAAUCCCAAAACCGUUCCAACCGCUGGAACGGCACCUCAACAGGCUGGACAUCAAAAACAUCACCGAAGGUAUGGACCAACCGAAACCACCGCCAUCUCUACUGGAUCGACUCGGUGCCACCCCGAUUCCAGAGCUACAACCCAUUCGGCCACCGGGUGCCCCACUCGGCGACCACGUUCUCAAUCGGCUCGUAGAACUGGCCCAAUGGUCCGAUCUGAUUGUGUUCGACUAUCUGAUCGCCAACCUCGAUCGGGUGGUGAACAACCUGUACAACUUCCAGUGGAAUGCCGACAUCAUGGCCGCACCGGCGCAUAACCUGGCCCGCCAGGGCGACUCGCAGCUGUUGGUCUUUCUGGACAACGAAUCCGGUCUGCUGCACGGCUACCGGUUGCUGAAAAAGUACGAAGCCUAUCACGGGCUGCUGCUGGACAAUCUGUGCGUGUUCCGGCGGUCGACGAUCGUGGCGUUGCAGCACCUGCGGGACAACAAUGUCGGCCAGCGGCUGAACGAACUGUUCGAGCGUACCACCAACGCCAAGAUACGGGACGUGCUGCCACCGCUGCCGGAGAAAUCCGUUAAGAUACUAGUCGAUAGGAUUGAUCGAGUGUUAGGUCAAGUGCAAAAAUGUCGUGAAAUUUUCUCCAACCGAUAGCCAACCGGGGAAACGACAAUCGGUCGUCACCCGGUCGGAGGAAGUGGCUCGAGAAGGGGAAAAAAAGUACGCUGGUCGUGUUCAAAAUGAAGUUUUUUUGUUUAAAUUUUUCUCUCGCGUCCCCUCUCUGCGGGAUCUCCUGCGGCCUAGACGAUUGCGCCAGAGCGAUAACCGAGUGGACGGCGGGGUAGCCCAUCGAGAACGCGAACGGGGUAGUGAGGAGCGGACGGAGCGAGCGAGAGGGACGAUGGUGGCAGUGCAGAAAGCAUCGCUUUGUUUAGUGCUGUUUUGUUGUUUCGUUUAUUUGUUUCUUUGUUUGUUUGUUUGUUUGUUUGUCUAAUGCCUUGCUUCAACUCCUACAACACCUAGAGAGAUAGACUGUAUGGGCAUGUGAGUGUGAGUGUGUGUAUGUGCUUUAGUUGUUAUUGGUGAUGUUGUUGUUGUUGUUCUUAUUGUUGUUGUGGUUCCCUGCUGCUUGUUUCUCUCGCUCGCACUCUCGCUCGGAACUGCCACCAUUUCGGCCCUAGAAGGCCCCCGACCGAGUUUGUCCAGGUGACCUCGAGGAAUCGAUAGACAUACCCGUAAGUUUAGUUGGUUUAUUCGAGAUUUAGGGAAUUUAUCGCGAUUUUGAUCCACUGACGGCCGAGGUACAGAAGCACCAAGGAAAAUUGCUUUAGGUAGAGGAAAAUAGCGAGAGAGAUUGAAAGACAGUAUAAAAUAGUUUAGUGAAUAGCAGCUGGGAUGAAACAAAAACCGGGCGGGAUAUGUGUAUGAAAUAUUGUAUAUUUAUAUCGGGUGAAAAUAGGUGAAGAUUAGGGAGGGGGAAAAGCCGCCAAUAAUUGGCGACGUUUUGGUGUGCGAUCGGAAGGCUCUUGCUCUCGUAGGCAUUGGGAUGCGAUCCCGAAUACUACUCUAGUUGACUGGUACCUGAAGCGGGAAUGGCUA